GGCGGGGCCUGACGUCACUGGGCGCUCGGUGCCGCCCCCCCGCGGCUGCAGCUGCGGAGCCGGAGAGCGGGCACCGGCGCCCCCUGGGCUGGGAACGCAGCGCGCGCGGCCAUGGCCUCCGGCGCCGUGGAGGCGGACACUCGACAGAGGCUGCUGCGCACCGUCAAGAAGGAGGUGAAGCAGAUCAUGGAGGAGGCAGUCACACGGAAGUUCGUCCACGAGGACAGCAGCCACAUUAUCUCCUUCUGUGCGGCUGUAGAGGCCUGCGUCCUGCAUGGGCUGCGGCGGCGGGCGGCUGGCUUUCUGCGCAGCAACAAGAUUGCAGCUCUCUUCAUGAAAGUGGGCAAGAACUUCCCACCGGCCGAAGAGCUGAGCCGCAAGGUACAGGACCUGGAACAGCUGAUGGAGAGCGCGCGAAACCAGAUUCAGGGCCUCCAGGAGAAUGUGCGGAAGCUGCCGAAGCUGCCCAGCCUGUCCCCACUUGCCAUCAAGCACCUGUGGAUCCGCACUGCUUUGUUUGAGAAGGUCCUGGACAAAAUUGUGCAUUACCUGGUGGAAAACAGCAGUAAAUACUAUGAGAAGGAAGCCCUCCUGAUGGACCCGGUGGAUGGCCCCAUCCUUGCGUCUUUGUUGGUGGGGCCCUGUGCCCUGGAGUACACCAAGAUGAAGACUGCCGAUCACUUCUGGACUGACCCCUCGGCCGACGAGCUUGUCCAGAGGCACCGCAUCCACAGCUCGCACCUGCGGCAGGACUCACCCACCAAGCGUCCAGCCCUCUGUAUCCAGAAGAGACAUUCAAGUGGCAGCAUGGACGACCGACCAUCCCUUUCUGCCCGUGACUAUGUUGAGUCCCUGCACCAGAACUCCCGGGCCACACUCCUCUAUGGCAAGAACAACGUUCUGGUUCAGCCGAGGGAUGAUAUGGAGGCCGUUCCAGGGUACCUGUCUCUACACCAGACAGCUGACGUCAUGACCUUGAAAUGGACGCCUAACCAGCUGAUGAACGGGUCGAUGGGGGACCUGGACUAUGAGAAGAGCGUCUACUGGGACUAUGCUAUGACCAUCCGCCUGGAGGAGAUUGUAUACCUGCACUGCCACCAGCAAGUGGACAGCGGUGGGACAGUGGUGUUGGUCAGCCAGGACGGGAUCCAGAGGCCGCCGUUCCGCUUCCCCAAGGGGGGGCACCUCCUGCAGUUCCUCUCGUGCCUGGAAAAUGGGCUGCUCCCUCACGGGCAGCUGGACCCUCCACUCUGGUCUCAGCGGGGGAAGGGCAAAGUAUUUCCCAAAUUGCGCAAGCGAAGCCCUCAGGGUUCUGCCGAGUCCACGUCUUCGGACAAGGAAGAUGACGAGGCCACAGAUUACGUGUUCAGGAUCAUCUAUCCCGGCAUGCAGUCUGAAUUCGUUGCUCCCGACCGCUUGGGCAGCACUCCCCCAGUCUCCGUGAGCCCUGCCUGGACGGUGGUUCCUGCCGGCCGGUCGGUGCUAGUGGUGGCCAGGGGCAGUCAGUGGGCACGAGCCAGAUGGGACGCCACCUUCCCCAUGCCGGGUCCGAAGCAGCAGCCCCCCACCCCCCAGGACCUGAUGGAUGUCUCCGUGAGCAACCUACCGCCCUUAUGGCAACCCAGCCCCCGGAAAUCCUCCUGCUCAUCCUGUUCACAGAGUGGCUCCGCUGAUGGUGGCUCAACCAAUGGCUGCAACCAUGAGAGGGCUCCCCUGAAGCUCCUCUGUGACAAUAUGAAGUACCAGAUCCUUUCCAGAGCCUUCUAUGGAUGGCUUGCCUACUGCAGACACCUGUCCACUGUGAGGACCCACCUGUCAGCCCUGGUCAAUCACAUGAUCGUGUCUCCAGACUUGCCCUGUGAUGCCGGACAUGGGCUGACGGCCAGGAUCUGGGAGCAGUACCUUCAGGAUAGCACAAGUUACGAGGAACAGGAGCUUCUACGCCUCAUCUACUAUGGAGGCAUCCAGCCGGAGAUCCGCAAGGCCGUGUGGCCCUACCUCCUGGGCCACUACCAGUUCGGGAUGACAGAAACAGAAAGGAAGGAGGUGGACGAGCAGAUUCACGCGUGCUACGCACAGACCAUGGCUGAAUGGCUGGGCUGUGAGGCCAUCGUGCGGCAGAGGGAGCGGGAAUCCCACGCGGCUGCCUUGGCUAAAUGCUCAUCAGGGGCCAGCCUGGACAGCCACCUGCACCGGAUGAUGCACCGGGACUCCACCAUCAGCAAUGAGUCCUCCCAGAGCUGCAGUUCAGGCCGCCAGCACGUCCGCCUGCAGAGUGACUCCAGCAGCAGCACACAGGUGACCCUCGGGGAGGUGCCCCCCUCCCCCAUCCCCCUCCUUCAACUUGGAGUAAAGGGAUUGGAUGUCCAUCAUCUACAGGUCACUUGUUUUAUGCUAGCAUUAAAAAUGGAGUUUUGGGGGCUCAGUCGGUUGAUCGUCCGACUUCGGCCUCAGGUCACGAUCUCGCCGUCUGUGAGUUUGAGCCCCGCGUC
Molecule: messenger RNA, 2492 nt
Organism: Leopardus geoffroyi (Geoffroy's cat)
Lineage: Eukaryota; Metazoa; Chordata; Mammalia; Carnivora; Felidae
Product: small G protein signaling modulator 1-like
Exons: 19
Molecular function (GO): GTPase activator activity
Source: RefSeq, a predicted model, not a curated record